Molecule: messenger RNA, 1032 nt
Organism: Acanthosepion pharaonis
Lineage: Eukaryota; Metazoa; Mollusca; Cephalopoda; Sepiida; Sepiidae
Source: the annotation of a GenBank genome assembly
AUGUCACGGCAUAAAUCAUUGUUUUAUCUUCUUAUCAUUUUAAUUCAUUCUUUCUUUCUUUUUUUGUUGCUGUUCCUAAUAUUUUUAUUCAUCCAUCUUUAUUCCAUUCCUCCUUUUCUUUUUUAUUUCUCUUCUUUCUUUCUUUCUUUUUUCUUUCUUUUCUUUCUUUCUUUCUUUCUUUCUUUCUUUCUUUCUUUCUUUCUUUUUCUUUCUUUUUUUGUUGUUAAUACUCAAUUUUUACUUUCGCGCUUAUCCCAUUACUCUUUCUUUCUUUUUCUUUCUUUCUUGCUUUCUUUCUUUCUUUUUCUUUCUUGUUCUUCUUGCAGUCAUUGCUUUAUUUUCUCAUUUUUCUCUCUUUAUUCUUUUGCCUUCUUUGUUUUAUCUUCUUUCCCUUUUCUUUUCUUCUUUCUUUCUUUCGUAAACUUUCUUUUGUUCUUUUAUUUUCUCAUUUUUCUCUCUUUAUUCUUUCGCCUUCUUUGUUUUAUCUUCUUUCCCUUUUCUUUUCUUCUUUCUUUCUUUCGUAAACUUUCUUUGUUUUAUCAUCUUUUUUUCUUUUCUUCUUUCUUUCUUAAUCUUUCUUUUCAUUCCGUCUUAUUUGCUUUAAGUGUUCUUUUUAUUUUCUCAUUUUUUCUCUUUUAUUCUUUUUCUUCUUUUGUUUUAUCUUCUUUCCCUUUUCUUUUCUUCUUUCUUUCUUUUUGUUCUUUUAUUUUCUCAUUUUUCUCUCUUUAUUCUUUUCUUUGUUUUAUCUUCUUUCUUUUUCUUUUCUUAUUUCUUUCUUUCUUUUUUUCUUCCUCCCUUUUUUCUUUCUUUCUUAAUCUUUCUUUGAUUUAUCUUCUUUCUUUUCUUCUUUCUUUCUUUCUUUCUUCCUUUCUUAAUCUUUCUUUCUGUAUCUUUCUUAACCUUGUUUUUUACUUUCUUUUUAUUCGAUAUACAGAGUUGAUAGGCCGUAAACAAGUAAAUCAAUCUCUCUCUCUCUCUCUCUCUCUCUCUAUCUAUCUAUCUAUCUAUCUAUCUAUCUCUCUCUCUCUCUGA